Eutrema salsugineum is the source of this 1625-nucleotide messenger RNA. RefSeq names its product rop guanine nucleotide exchange factor 12. Gene Ontology annotation, molecular function: guanyl-nucleotide exchange factor activity. The record is from RefSeq and is a predicted model, not a curated record. The transcript has 7 exons. Lineage: Eukaryota; Viridiplantae; Streptophyta; Magnoliopsida; Brassicales; Brassicaceae. Bases 1 to 1524 code for a protein of 507 amino acids.
AUGGUUCGUGCAUCAGAGCAAGAGCAGGAAAGCUAUAGGAGCAGGCUCUUCAAUUUCAAAUGGAGGAACAACGACAACAAUGCAGGGAAACAGGCCAAGAGUAUCAGCGUCGAAUCCGGUUUGGAUGAGGCUGCCACCGGAUCUCAGGAGGCUGAACCGUUGACCAUAAUCCAUCCUAACAAGGCCCCGCCGCUUUCAAGAUCAGCUGCGGAUGAAGCAGCGCUCGCCGCCGCACAGGCUAGAGAGAAACAGCUUCUGGCAGACAUGGAGCAGAUGAAAGAGCGCUUCUCCAAGCUGUUGCUGGGAGAGGACAAUUCCGGUGGAGGCAAAGGAGUCUCCUCUGCUCUCGCCCUCUCAAACGCAAUCACAAACCUUGCAGCUUCUGUGUUCGGAGAGCAACGGCGUUUGGAGCCAAUGCCUGCAGAGAGGAGAGCAAGAUGGAGAAGAGAGAUAGAUUGGCUUCUCGCUGUGACGGACUACGUCGUUGAGUUUGCUCCAUCUCAACAAAAAAACAAAGAUGGAACCAAUAUGGAGAUAAUGACCACACGCCAACGUACUGACCUCCACAUGAACAUCCCCGCCUUAAAGAAACUGGACGCCAUGCUCAUUGAUUGUCUAGAAAAAUUCAAGGACCAAAGCGAGUUCAGCUAUGUUUCAAAAGACUCGCCUGAUUCGGAGAACGCAAACGCUAAGAGAAAUGACGACAAAUGGUGGAUUCCGACAGUCAAAGUUCCGCCAGAUGGUCUAUCAGAAGCUUCUAGAAGGUUCUUGCAGUACCAGAAAGAUUGUGUAAACCAGGUUCUAAAGGCAGCCAUGGCCAUAAACGCACAGGUUUUGUUCGAGAUGGAGAUCCCUGAGAGCUACAUCGACUCUCUCCCCAAGAAUGGGAGGGCAAGUCUCGGGGAUCAGAUGUACAGGAACAUAACGGUGGACUGGUUCGACCCGGACCAGUUCCUGAGCACCAUGGACAUGUCAUCGGAGCACAAGAUCGUCGACCUCAAAAACAGAAUCGAGGCAUCAAUUGUCAUAUGGAAACGUAAAAUGGUUCACAAAGACAGCAAAUCAGCGGCCCCGUGGGCUUCCGGCGUCAGCCUCGAGAAGCGAGAGGUCUUCGAAGAACGAGCUGAGACCAUUUUGCUCAUCCUCAAGCAAAGAUACCCUGGGAUUUCACAGUCUUCACUCGACAUCAGCAAGAUCCAGUUCAACAAGGACGUGGGUCAAGCGGUGCUGGAGAGCUACUCGAGAAUACUGGAGAGCUUGGCGUACACAGUAAUGUCGAGAAUCGAUGACGUUCUAGAGGCAGAUCGAGCGGGGAACAAGAGGAGCACGCCGAGGGAAACAGAGGACGAGACGCUGGUUGGGAGCAUGACGCUGUCGGAUUUCAUGGGAUGGGACUUGGAUCAGUCGAAGAAGGAUACGUCAGACGAUCUGUUGGUGAAGGAGAAGCUAAGCGUCGUCACGACCAAGAAGACGUCAUACCUUGAAACCUUAGGCGGCGUCAGGAGUCCAACGGCGCGGCAUUGAUUCGGAUUAGGGGGCGAGAGAGACGAGAGAGAUUGAUUGAUUGAUUGAUUGAUUGAUUGAUUGAUUGAUUGAUUGAUUGAUUGAUUGAUUAUUAGGAGGAA